This is a messenger RNA of Caenorhabditis auriculariae, 2973 nucleotides long. Lineage: Eukaryota; Metazoa; Nematoda; Chromadorea; Rhabditida; Rhabditidae. The record is from the annotation of a GenBank genome assembly.
AUGUUGAAAGAAAGAGCCAAAGGUUACUUAGCUGAAAAUGAUACUGCACAAUGUUCCGAGAAAUCUUUCCAGGUAUAUAUUUUUUCAAUUUAUUUUAAUGUAAUUCAAUACAUUGAAAGUUAUAGCACUUUUUGCUUAGACUUCUAAUCUUUAUUAAAUUAUUUCCAGGCCACUAAAUUGGCAUUGAUCAACUACGUUAAAAGGCUUGAAAAAACCUCCAAUAUUGAAAUUGUGCCAAAGCACUUGGAGAACCCGUGGAGCUAUAAAAUAUUUAACAAGUUGUGCCGUCUCAUCGUAAAGAAAUCCGAUCGUAAUCAAUCUAAAGAUAUUGUUGCUGGGUGGGAAGCAGCUUAUAAGUAAGAUAUAAUCACUGAUUUGGAGAUUUUUACUUGUUUUUAGAUUCCACGUUAAAGGUUGGACCCAAAAUGACCUUUCUGUUGAGGAUGUGAGAUUUUUACUUCCUUUUGUUUUUCGGUAAGUCAAAGAAUUGUUUAUUUGGAUUAUUAUUUUUAGAUUCAUCGACAUUGUUGAUGAGGAGCUGAACCUCAAUAAUGAAAUGGCCACCUAUGUUCGAGAUAACUUGUUCACUAUUAAUAUCGAUGAAAUUGCAGCCGAAAUCUAUGAGGUUAUUAUUAAAAACAAAAUAUAUUAGUUUAUAAUUUAUAUAUUUAUAGGAGUCAAACAGAGGUAAGAUCACUCAGCUCCUACAAAAAUUUAAAGAUGAGAAAAAGACUUGGUAAAUUUUAUUUCUUUUUUUAUUCAUUUUUAAACAACUAAAUUUUAGCUCGUGAAACUGAAUGUAUUAUAUAAGAGCAAAUAUGGUGAAGAUCUUGCUGAUGUUCUAGUCAGAAAUAAAGAUGAAUUUAAAAAAUUUCUUGGUAUUAAAGUUAUGUUGUGAAUAAAUGUAUUGAUAAUACACUGCUCCACAUAAUUAUAUAUUCACAUGAGAUUUUUCGAAAAAUCGAAUAUUUUGAGAGUUUCUGAAAAUCUUUUUGUUGUAAAAAGAUGGGAAUUUCGAUCAGAUCAAUAUAGCUAUCAACAAAGUUCCUAUAAAAAAAUAAAUGUUCUUAAAAAAAUUUUAAUUUUUUUCAAAAACCGAAUUUUUCCGUUCCACAUAAUUAUAUAUCCACCUAAGACUUUAAACUUUUUGAACCAUUUUUUCCGGUUUUUUGUAUCAGUUAUCAUUUUCUCAUAAUUUUUGUUUAAAAAUAAGAAGAAGAAGAGCAAAAAGGUUUUCCAAGAAGUUGAGGAACCUCGGAUUUAAUCAGAAAACGGUCGCGAUGCUCUUCAUUACAUCAGCUACUCUUGAAUCGAUUAUGAUGUGAAUAUUUCGAUCUCAUAAGUACCUUUGUACUUGUGAGCAACAAUUUAAGUUCAAAAAACUUCAGUAAAAUAUUUUUUUGCAUUAAAAAGAGGGAGUUUUCCAAUAACAUUUAUGAUUUUUUUGCGGUUUUGCCAAAAAUAGAAAGCUUAAAAUGUCUUCGGACCAUUUCUGUAAACUUUUUCUGAGAUAAAAUCGUUUUUUUACUUCAAGAAUAGUUGGUCUCAUCAAAAAAACCUGCUUCUAGAAAAGAAGAAUGAGCGAAAUCGGUAAAUAACUAAGGAAAUUUCAAGUCAAAUUAAUAGGAAUCUGAAUUUUUUUUUUCUUCGAAUUUUAAAUUACUGUUUUCUUCUCAAGAUUAAAGAUUACAGUUACAUUUUUGUUUUAAAACAUUGAAUAAGCCAUAAUUAUCCUUAUUCAGCGAAGAAAAUUAAACAGAAAGUCAACAAAAUCGAAAUCACGAAAUAUCCUUUUUUGACUCUUGUUUCUCUGAAGUUUUUUCAGCUUUGAAAUUUGUUUUGUCAGAUUUUCCUAAGUUAAACUAUUACUGAUUUCCUCCUCAGCCUUGUUCCAUUGUAGAUGAAGAAUUUCUCCGCUCAAUGACUGAGAAAAGCGAGUUCAAGUUGAAAAAACUGAUAACUUUCUCGAAGGCGCUCACGGUUUUUGAAAUUUUUUUUCAAAAUUUGACGCCCAUUCAAGAAUAUUUUUUGUGAUAAACUUUUUCAAAACUUCUGAGUUUACCCUGAUUAUGAAAAUUCAACCCUCACAUUGAUGACUGUUGAGCUGGAGUACAAAACAGCACCGCGACCGUUUUCUGAUCAAAUCCAAGGUUCCUCAACUUGUUGGAAAACCUUUCUGCUCUUAUUCUUUUUAUUUUUAAACAAAAUUGAUAAGAAAAUUAUAUCUGAUGCAAAAAACCGGAAAAAAUGGUUCAAAAAGUUUAAAGUCUUAGGUGGAUAUAUAAUUAUGUGGAACGGAAAAUUCGGUUUUUUUGAAAAAUUAAAAUUUUUAAAAACAUUUAUUUUUCAAUAGGAACUUUGUUGAUAGCUAUAUUAAUCUGAUCUAAAUUCUCAUCUUUUGACAACAAAAAGAUUUUCAGAAACUCUCAAAAUAUUCGAUUUUUCGAAAAAUCUCAGGUGGAUAUAUAAUUAUGUGGAGCAGUGUAUAAAUUUGGAUCGAAAUCAUCUAUCUAAUCAAGUCCAAAUUUACAAUUCCUACUUCUCUUGAUAGUAUCAUUUCCGGUAAAGUGUCUCGCAUGUAAACACCACGGAAAUUCUUGAUUCCUAAUUGUAGGAGCCCAUAGCUCAUUGCAGCUAUUUCCGCUCCAUUGAAACACUGGACAAAGUCCUCCAGACGGCCCAAAGGCUUUUAAGAUAACAUUCCGAUGCGCACCGAUAACAUCAGCUCUUACCGUCGCGACGAUCAGCCGAUCGCGACGCUAAGAGCCGCGGAGGCGCCGACCCCGACGCCCUCCAAGAUCACACAAUCCCUCACCCGAGCCCACGCUCUAUUGAAAGCCAAUUAUAACUUUCAAGCUUUCAGGGCCGCCGUCGACAACUAUAAAAGCCCGCCACGACGACGGCAGGACAAGACCGGGGACCGGCAACGGACCCGCAGACCACCACCCGACGCCGCCAUCUCUUUUUAUUUAA